AUGACCGAAUCUAAAUCCUACAUUGUUACCUUGAAAGAGUCUGCCUCCGAUGCCGAUGUGUCGACUAUUAAGUCCAAGAUUUCCGAGCUUGGAGGCAAGAUCUUGGAUGAAUUCUCCUUGAUCAAGGGGUUCUUGGUGCUGUUGCCUGCCAUUCAUACUGACGCCAUUGAGAAGCACGAUCUGGUGUUGAAUGUUGAAGAGGAUAAGGAGGUCAAGAUUCAAUAG
Molecule: messenger RNA, 225 nt
Organism: Sungouiella intermedia
Lineage: Eukaryota; Fungi; Ascomycota; Pichiomycetes; Serinales; Metschnikowiaceae
Source: the annotation of a GenBank genome assembly